Messenger RNA from Arachis ipaensis, 612 nucleotides. NCBI's taxonomy places the organism in Eukaryota, Viridiplantae, Streptophyta, Magnoliopsida, Fabales, Fabaceae. The record is from RefSeq and is a predicted model, not a curated record.
AUGCCGGUGGACGAAAAUGUUGUUCCUGGACUUUACUCUCUACAUUUGGGGACUGCGGAGGACACCCAGUCUGAGAUGAAUGGUAGUCCUAGUGAAGGAGUUGGGGAAGGUGGGGGUGAUGCUGGUGGGACAUAUGUCGAUCCGAAAUGGCAAUUUACUGACGAUAAUAAUAGCUUUGAGGAUGAUGAUGAGGAUGACAUGGUUCAACAUGGAGAUGUUGCCGGGUUGAGCGUGGCUGAUUUACUAAAAAAGGCUUGGGAUAGUGUUGAUGAUGCCUAUGAAACUUACCGCAAAUAUGGAAGAUGUCAUGGAUUUGGGGUGCGGAAGGGUGAUUCUGGCAAAGAUUGUGAUGGAAAGUUGGUGAGAUAUCGGUUUUUCUGCAAUAGGGAAGGACUGAGAGAGACUAAACACUACAAUAGAAUAGACAGAAGGAGGAUGCACAAACCAGAGACCCGAACUGGCUGCCAAGCAAAGUUGUCGGUGUACUUGGACGAGAAUGAGAAUAACUGGAAGGUAAGGAAAGUAGUGAUGGAGCACAAUCAUGAAUUGGCACCUGUUGGGAUGGUACACUUGUUAGCGAGUCACCGUGAAUUAAAUGAGGCAGCUAAUUAA